Molecule: messenger RNA, 1391 nt
Organism: Notolabrus celidotus (New Zealand spotty)
Lineage: Eukaryota; Metazoa; Chordata; Actinopteri; Labriformes; Labridae
Product: claudin-4-like
Exons: 3
Coding region: 395-1213 (272 amino acids)
Biological process (GO): cell adhesion; bicellular tight junction assembly
Cellular component (GO): plasma membrane; bicellular tight junction
Molecular function (GO): structural molecule activity
Source: RefSeq, a predicted model, not a curated record
CGAAACUAUCGGAGACAACAAGAGAACUAUACGUUGGGACAGUGUGUUACAUUAACCGUCCCUAUGUGUACAGAAGCCUGAAAAACUAGAUCUGGCUUUAGCUCAGAGGUGUUUGAGUACUCUGUGUAUUUACAGAAAGCUGACAAGAUCCUUAACUCUUGACCAAGUUUGCACAUCUCUGUUGAUUUUUGUGUGUCAUCUGACUCUUUAACAUAACAGCAAAACAAAAGAGCGGACAAGAGCAGCUUACUCUCUAUUUCACCUGAAACUCGACGAGUCUAAUCCAACACCUGCCUGAGAUUAUUCCUUUUCUAGAGUCCUCCAGGAUAUUUUGGGUGAUUCGGCGUAUCUUUUAAGAGCUCUGGUUUAAAUCAAGCGCUGCAUAUUUACUUAAAUGGGGGGCCAGGGCAAGCAAAUCGGGGGCCUGGCACUGGCUCUGUUGGGUACUUUUGGAGUGUGUGUGACAUGUGGACUACCGAUGUGGCGUGAGACAUCAUUUGUAGGAGCAAAUAUUGUGACUGCACAAUCGGUGUGGGAUGGUCUGUGGUUCCACUGUAUCAUGCAGUCCACAGGUCAGAUGCAAUGCAAGAGACACACUACGCCCCUCACCCUGACCCCUGACCUUGAGGCUGGACGUGCCCUCACGCUGAUCUCCCUCCUGGCUGGUUUCCUGGGCUUCAUCGUCACUCUGCUGGGAGGAGGUGUAAUCAACUGUAGCGGAACUCCACCUGACCCCCUAGAGCCUCCAUCCUCUACCUCCUCCAAAAAGAAGGCCUCUCUCCUUGGUGGAGUUGUGUGUGUCCUGGCUGGCAUCCUGUGCCUCAUUUCAGUCAGCUGGUCAGCUGCAGCAACCAUCUCUGUCUACAACGACCCCUUUGUGGCACCGUCCAUGAAGAGAGAGGUGGGCUCCUCCGUCUACAUCGGCUUUGCCUCAUCUGCGCUGCUGCUCCUCGGUGGGGCUCUAAUGUGCUUUGUCUGUGGAGAGGAGGAGAGAGCCUCACCUUCCUACUACUCCUACAUGCCGUAUACCACUAAUAGUCAAUAUACCAAUGCUUCAUACCGACCUAAUGCUAAUACACCGACGCCUUUGACAAUCAGACCGAACAGCGUGAGGAUGAGUGAUUACCCUGCCCCGAGGACGGUGGAGACCGUCGCCCAGGUGCAUAACUCCUUCAGGAAAGCUCGGAGUGAGGCUGGUACGUACAACGCCUGAGACAGAUCUGGGACACCAGAAAAGGGGAGGGGCUCAUUCAUUGGAAAAUAGACAUUUCUCAUUCUUGACAUUCCCAGCAAAGACAUAACACUGCCAGGUGUCUUUUAUUUAUUGUGCUUCAAACUUUGAAGUGUUUUGUUGCUCUGACGAUGAUCUAUUGUAGGAAUGUGCUAAGAGU